Fusarium graminearum PH-1 is the source of this 354-nucleotide messenger RNA. RefSeq lists its product as uncharacterized. The record is from RefSeq and is a predicted model, not a curated record. The transcript has a single exon. Bases 1 to 354 code for a protein of 117 amino acids. Gene Ontology annotation, cellular component: cytoplasm. NCBI's taxonomy places the organism in Eukaryota, Fungi, Ascomycota, Sordariomycetes, Hypocreales, Nectriaceae.
AUGGCGUCGUCUAGCGCCAUCCGCUUCGUCACCGGCUCCAAAAAGUCCCCUCUGGGCUCUCUGCAUCUUCAGCUUCACGUGAAACCGGGAGCCAGCAAGAACCGCGAGGGUGUCAUAGCAGUGACAGAAGAUGCCAUUGAGCUGUGCGUCUCCGCUCAAGCGAGAGAGGGCGAGGCCAACAAGGCUGUUGUUCAGGUCCUCAGCGGAAUCCUCGGUGUGCCCAAAUCCAGCCUACAGUUGACGCACGGCAUGAAGUCACGCGACAAGACAGUUGUGCUUGGUGGGAUCAAAGGGGAUGGAGAGGACUAUGCAAAAACUAUCCGCGAAAUACUAGACAAGGCUGCUGAAGAUUAA